GGGAAAAAGAGCUCCCUAUGCUGGUGCUAGUUACGUGUUGGUCAUGGUUCUAGACGCACACGCCCCGUCCGUCGCCACAUGACUCUGUUGGCCUAGGCAAAGAAAGGCCAGACAGUACCUCGAACUGAAUGGAUUGAGGUUCUCAAUGUUCCGUCUCGAUUCAUCGCCGUCCAAUUCUCGACAUCACACAACAGCCCCCUGUACCACCACCAGCUCCAGCUCCAGCUGAGGGGCACAUGUGCUGCAGCGGGGCGCGUCGGGGGUCCGAAAUGGCGCCGCCCUGACACUCGACCGUGCUCGCAUCGCAUUGGCGACGUCACCGCGUGGACCGUUUAACCCACCUUCAGACACCCGUCUCAGCCUUCCCCGUCGGACGCGGCUGGGCCGAAUCUACGACGACACACCAUCCCCAUCCUGCUCGCCAGUAACACACCCCACCAUGGCAAAGAAGCUGACCAAGGCGAACGCCCACCUGGCCAACGCCAGCGUCAGCACCACCAACUCCAACCCGACCUCGUCGUCGCAAUCCUCCCUCGUGAACUCGUCCCAGGCCUCGCUGCCCAACCCUACCCAGGCAACAAACACCACCACCACCACCACCACCACCACCACCAAUACAGUCGGCAUCGCCCGCUGCCUGACAGACGAGGAGCCCCUCCCGCGCCUCGUCGUCUUCGACCUUGACUACACCCUGUGGCCCUUCUGGGUCGACACGCACCCGGUGCCGCCGCUCAAAUCCGCCGGCGGCGCCGCCCGCGACGCCGCGACCGACAAGGUCGGCGACACCUUUUCCUUCUACCCGGACGUGCCGCGCAUGCUCUACACCCUGCCCGCCGUCGGCGUGCGCCUGGCCGUGGCCUCGCGCACGCACGCGCCCGAUCUCGCCCGCGAGAUGCUCAAAUUACUACACAUACCCCCGGGCGGCGGCGGCGGCGAGCCCCUCCCCGGGAGUAGCAGCACCCACCACAACAGUCGGGAGAAGAGCAAGCGCGCGCUAGACUUCUUCGACGGCGGCGGCGUCGAGGCGCACCCGAGCAGCAAGGUGCGGCACUUUGAGGCCAUACAGCGGCGCACGGGCCUGCCUUACAGCGAGAUGCUCUUCUUCGACGACGAGGCGCGUAACCGCGACGUCGAGCAGGCCCUGGGCGUGCUCUUCUGCCACGUCCGAGACGGCAUGACGUGGGACGAGCUGGACAAGGGCGUGCGCAGGUGGCGCGCGCGGAGGCUGGCGGGGGCCGCUGCCGCGGCGAGGGCGUGAUGUUUUGUUUUCUGCCUUGUGCGAGGUGCGAGCGUGGGGCGGUUAUUUGCGUGCCAUUACCUGAACGCGGCAUAGACACUAUAGAUACCCAGCAAUGAGGGAAUGUCAAGACUCGUUUGAAUGUAUACUGUAUUCUAGGAAUGCUAUCUUCCGAGACGAGGAUGAGUGCCUAGGAGAAACGAAAAGGCAAGUCUUGGGCAGACUAUUGUUGCUAUGCUGCAGGAAAAGCGAGAAAAGGAUAUCAACAAGAAUGAUUGCAUCUAUCACAGGGAGGCUUCUGUAUACCUCCCAGGUUAUCCAGUGACGCCAAAAUCUACCGGCCGCAAACGCGGCUCCCUGGAAUCUAAAGGUGGUGCA
Molecule: messenger RNA, 1615 nt
Organism: Gaeumannomyces tritici R3-111a-1
Lineage: Eukaryota; Fungi; Ascomycota; Sordariomycetes; Magnaporthales; Magnaporthaceae
Product: magnesium-dependent phosphatase 1
Exons: 1
Coding region: 440-1258 (272 amino acids)
Molecular function (GO): acid phosphatase activity
Source: RefSeq, a predicted model, not a curated record